UCUCAUCAUUAUCGGCGUAAAGAAAAUGGCUCUAACCCUCGGGCCCUGCCUUUCAAUACCGUCAUCGGAAAAGACCAAAAGGCUCCUUAAACCACCCCAUCUCCCCCCAAACCUGCAUCGCCCCUUGUACCGCCACGUCAGCCCUAGAAUGUGCGGAGCUGAUCGUAACCCUAAUCUCCUAAGCUCCAUAACCACUUUCCUCUGGUCCAACUCCCUGCCUCCCCAACUUCUAAUCGCAGCCGUCCGUUCGGCCUGGACCUCCGCAUGGCAAAUCAUGAUGAGCCAGAUGGCGCCAUCUGAUUCGUCAGGCUCCUACGCAAGGCCCCCCUCCAAAUUCAAAUCUCUGGCCGUUGGCUCCCGCCAAAAAAAGCCCCCCAAAAAGUAUCACCUCUAUGUGGCCCUUGCUUGCCCUUGGGCCCAUAGAACCCUAAUUGUGAGGGCUCUCAAAGGUUUUGAAGAGGCAAUACCAGUCUCCAUUGCUUCACCUGGUGUCAAUGGAUCAUGGGAAUUCAAGAGUUCUAGGAGUUUUAAUGGAGAUAGAAGUGAUUAUACUCCUGGUUUGGAUAAGGCUAAUGGGUGUAAGACACUAAAGGAGGUGUAUGGUCUUAGACAUGGGGGCUAUGAUGGAAGGAGCACUGUUCCGAUGCUUUGGGAUAUUAAGAAGAGAGAUGUUGCUUGCAAUGAGAGCUUCGAUAUUAUCGAGUUUUUGAAUUCGGGGUUUGACGGGGAGGUGGGUGAUUCGGGGUUGGACCUCUCGCCACCAGAGCUAGAUGGGAAGAUUAACGAGUGGUAUGAUUUGAUUUAUCCGAAUGUUAACAACGGGGUUUACAGAUGUGGAUUUGCACAGAGCCAAGAGGCAUACGAUAGUGCUGUUGAGGUGUUGUUCAGUACAUUAGAUAAGAUCGAUGCCCACUUGGCCACUAACCGAUACUUAUGUGGUGAUGCACUGACACUUGCUGAUAUUUGCUUGUUUACCACUUUGAUUCGCUUUGAUCUAGUAUAUAAUGUUCUAUUCAAAUGUACGAAGAAGAAGUUGAUAGAGUACCCUAAUCUCCAUGGUUAUAUGCUUGACAUAUAUCAGAUUCCAAAGGUUGCAGCCACAUGCAACUUCGAUGCAAUCAUGGACGGUUACUAUCGGAUUCUCUUCCUGCUGAACCCUGGAGGCAUCAGACCAGCAAUGCCUUUGGGCUAUGCACAUGAAGCCCUCAGCAAGCCACCUAAUAGGGAAAUGCUAUCAAAAACCAACAAAUUUCGCAGUGUCUCAGCUUCUUCAGUUGUAUAGCAAGGAAAUGCUUUCAAAAACCAACAAACUUAGUGACUAAUUCAGUUUCAUUUGUAUAGCCUCAUUACAGUGAAAUGCUACCCAAAACCGAAGAAUGACACCAAGAUUGAGCUUCAUUAGCAUGGAAGUUUGUAAAUAACAGUGUUAAUAAUGUAUACAAAUACUAAAAUAUAUCAGAACUCAUUAGACAAAAUAGCUUUAGCCAUACAU
Amborella trichopoda is the source of this 1492-nucleotide messenger RNA. RefSeq lists its product as uncharacterized. The record is from RefSeq and is a predicted model, not a curated record. Lineage: Eukaryota; Viridiplantae; Streptophyta; Magnoliopsida; Amborellales; Amborellaceae. Gene Ontology annotation, cellular component: cytoplasm. Gene Ontology annotation, molecular function: glutathione transferase activity.